UUGAAAGGCUGGCUUAGGCAGCAAAAGGAUGUCCUCUGUCCUGUUGUUCAGUUGAAUGUACAGCGGUGGAGGUGGAUCUAUCUGUCCAUUCUGGUCCAAGGGAAUGCAUGUGCUUUUAGUUUGCAUCAAAACUACACAGACUUAUGGGAGCACUAUUAGACUUGAUCUAGCCUGUGGUCUGUCUCUCUAGACUGGAGUGAAACUGUGCUCGGUUACUGGUUCUAUAGGCAGCGGUUGCUAGCUGGGGAGGACCACAGCCAACUCAGACGUCCCUACUGUACCUAGACUGAACUUGAUGCACAACCAUUCUGGACUGAGGUGUCCAUUGCCCCAAAUGAAGUGUGAAAUCAAAUCACAGUGAUAAUCACACAGGCAGGGCACUCGCUGGACGCUACAGUAAUAUAUGUGAGAUGAAGGCCCAGCGAUGCUGCUGAGAUCCCCUCCGCCUCCUCGCCUCUGACGCCAUUAUGCUGAAGACGGAGGCCUCGGGGGAGAGGACCACUCUCCGGAGCGCCUCCCCUCACCGCAACGCCUAUAGGACAGAGUUCCAAGCCCUGAAGAAGGCCUUCGACCAGCCGCCCCGGCAGGACAGCAAGGAGCCCCAGCUCAAGGACCCUGAGCGGGUCACCCAGCGUCGAGGACGACAGUAUGGCGCACACGUCAGCCGCAUCAAGGACAUGUUCAUGCAGAUGCAGGGCACAGAGAGCACCGUCGCCGCCACCAGACGGGAAGACCCAUCGCCUCAGAAGAUAACCAAGCCCACCAACUUCAUCAACAAGGCGGACGGCUCGGUCAUCAAGCUGACGCAGCACCCUACAGCAGACCGAACCAGUGCAGGGUCAAAGGUCAUAGAGACCAGGAGGCUGUUUGAGCAGCAGUCGCGCGACGCCUCCCAGUCACCCGUCUACUCCUACGGUCGGGAGAAGAGGGGUUCUUAUGAGCACCUGGACGACUGGCGAGGGGCGCGCUCCAACAGGGGCAGCACAGACUCCCUGGACUCGCUGUGUUCCAGAACGGAAGCCCAGUCACCCACAGUGAGCCAGCUGAGUGCUGUGUUUGAGAACGUCGACCAACAGGGAGGGGGAGGAGGGGGCGAGGGUCCGUUCCGGCGAGGCUACCGAGGCCGGGCACUAUACUCCCCUGACAAUUCCCACCGGUACAGCGACGUCAGCGAAGACGACUCGCGCCAGUCCCCGGUGCCUGGCGGAGGGUGCAGGAUCCGCGUGGGGGGAAAAUUCCCCAUAUCCUCGUCCUCAGAGGACCUCCUCAGCCCCAGCCCGCUGUCAGAGGCAGUGGAGCUAAAACCCGUCCCGCAGCAGGAGGAGCCCCAGGAGAGAGAGGAGACAGCAGGGGAGUUAGGACAGAGGGACAGAGAGAGACAUCCCGUAAGGGCCACCACCAACGGAGGCGAGGUGAACGGAGCGUGUGAUGAGAAACAGGUGGAGGAAACUGAAACCUUCAGAGAGACGGAGGGAGUCUGCAUGGAGUCAAGGCCCACGACUGAACCCAUUGUCAGGGACAAGACUUCUGAGGACACCCCGGAUACCCCAGCCACCCCAGCCAGGGAUGAAGCCCAAGAGGAGGCAGAGGCCCUUGGGGAGGAGGUGGAGAUGGAGAAGGCUUCCUCCAGGCCCAGGGUUUCUCCAGAGGACCAAGCAGAAUUGCCCAAUGAGGAAUACAGUGGGAACGAAAGGGUGAUUUUUAACACGGACGGGGACGCUUGCUACCAGGGCUGGGGGGAGAGCUGUACUGACCCUGACGAUGACCUUUAUGGUGACGAUGAUGUCAUCUAUGACCCUGGGAAUGAUCUUACUGAGAUCCCUGGUCUACCAGAAGAAGAGAAGGAGGAUAUCCCUCAGAAGAGGAAACUACGCUUCAGCACCAAACCCAUGAUGGUGUUCAACACCUACUGUAACGAGGACUAUGACAGGAGGAAUGAGGAGGUGGACCCGGUGGCCUCGUCAGCAGAGUACGAGCUGGAGAAGAGGGUGGAGAAACUGGAGCUGUUCCCUGUAGAGCUGGAGAAAGAUGAUGAUGGCCUUGGUAUUAGCAUCAUAGGGAUGGGAGUGGGUGCUGACGCUGGUCUGGAGAAACUGGGAAUCUUUGUCAAGACUGUCAUUGAGGGCGGGGCGGCUGAGAGAGAUGACAGUGUGUUGUUUCGUAGGAUCAAAGUGAACGACCAGAUUGUGGAGGUGGACGGCACCAGUCUGGUGGGAGUGACCCAGAGCUUUGCUGCCUCCGUCCUGAGGAACACCCAGGGAGUGGUCAGGUUUGUGAUUGGUCGAGAGCGUCCGGGCCAGGUGAGCGAGGUGGCUGCUCUGAUCCAACAGACUCUGGAGCAGGAGAGGAGACAGAGAGAGAUGCUGGAGCAGCAGUAUGCCCAGUAUGCCCAGUACGACGAUGAGACAGGGGAGUAUGCCACUGAUGAGGAGGAGGAGGAGGAUGAGGAGGCAGGGCCAGCUGCGGACAGGGCCAGAGACGGGGGGGGCGACGACGAGAAGAGCAUUGAGGUGUUCGAUUUGCCAGAAGCGGAUGACAUCAUUUCCCCCUCAGAGUUGGAUGCCACCAAACUCUACCAGAAGUUCAGAGAGCUGCAGAUCAAGCACACUGUCACCGAGGCAGAGAUACAGAAGCUCAAAAACAAGCUAGCAGCGGUGGACAGGGAGAAGGCGCGCUGGGAGAAGGAGAAGACCCAGCUGAAGGCCAGCAUGGAGGAGAACAAGGAGAGGAUGCUGAAGCUGGAGAGUUACUGGAUCGAGGCCCAGACCCUGUGCCACACGGUCAACGAGCACCUGAAGGAGGCCCAGUGCCAGUACACCACCCUAGAGAAGAAGUACAACAAGGCCAAGAAACUCAUCAAAGAUUUCCAGCAGAAGGAGGUGGAGUUUGUCCAGAAGGAGGAUGCAGAGAGGAAGAGGCUGGAGGAUGCAGAGAAGUCCCACCUGGAAGAGAUCCAGGGACUGCAAGUCAGGAUUGCAGCCCUGGAGUUUGAGCUGAUGCAACUGAUGAAACAAAAUGGCAUCCAGGUGAACAACAACAACAGUGCCCAACGGAGUCCUGGAAAGGCCGGUCCUGCCAGAGAGAUGAGUGAGGCGCUUCCCCACGCUGGUAGCAAACAGAGACUCUCCAGAGGACUACUACGGGACAGCAUCAGCUCUACAGAGGGAGAGGCAUCAGAGGGCCCUGGCAGUACUCGUUCGUCCAUCCGGAGUGCAGCUUCCAGUACUGUGGAUGAGUCCAGACCCUCCAGGGCCCCUGGCAGUGCUGAGGACUCCCCCAGACAUACCCUCCUCCAGCAGGCUGCAGACAACGACGGGUCUCAGUCUCCUCUGGUGUCCAGCCCCUCUCUCAGCCUGGAGGAGAAGACCAUCAGGAGAGGUCUGGACCCACUGACACGAAGCAAAGGGAAGGACCCCAGAAGCUCACCUGGAAACAGUUCUACAGAACCCUCUGCUGAGAAUAGCCCAGAGAAACUCAAGGCCAAGGGUCCUGUGGUGAAGGAUGAUCUGAGUGUCAGCAGUAGCAGCUCAGUGGAGGUCAGUGGUCUGCUGACUGAAGCCAAGGUGCCCAGUCGCUCACACACCCUGGUGCUCUCCUCAGACGAGAUCCUAGAUGAGGGCCAGUGCCCCAAGCAGCACCAGUGGCAGAACAUCAGUGUGACAGAGUGGACCUCCCAGCAGGUGUCCCUCUGGCUCAUGGGACUAAAUCUGGAGCAGUACAUCCCAGAGUUCACGGUCAACAAUGUGGACGGAGACCAGCUACUGCAGCUGGACAGCACUGAGCUUAAGACCCUUGGCGUUGCCUCCUCCCAGGACCGGGCUCUGAUCAAGAAGAAGGUGAAGGAUCUCAAGGUCCUGAUGGAGAAGGCUCGGCGGAACCGGCAAAAACUUGACAAACGGCGAGCGAAGCUUUGCAAGAAAGAGCUUGAGCAGCAAAAGAAACAGGCCCACAAACCCAGCAACAAGGGCCACUCCGAAACAGCAGGGGGCGCAGCAGAGUAACCCACGCCUUUAAGACCUACCUCUCCUUGUCUUUCUACCAACCACCGCUACCGAGUAACAUCUCCAGGGAUAGAAACAGUCAGCAGAAACACGAAGCUGAACACCUAACAGGGCUUGAGUUCAGGCUGUAGUGGUGGAGGCUGUCGAACUACUGUACCACCAAACAGAUGAUACCAAAAUGAGCAGACAGUUGGAUAGUAAAGAUGCUGCCCCCCCACCUGCCUCUCACCUCGUAGUGUUUCCAAACCUCCUGCUCCAUUACAUUUGAUUUACUUUGGUGUAAUUUAAAUAUAUUUAUUCAUUUUAAAAGUCUGAGUAUCUUUUUAAAAGUCAUAUCACAUCUGUCUGUGUUCCUCCUCUUUCUAUGAUGUGUUAUAUAAAACACCUUUAGACAUAAUGAAAAGGUAGUGAAUGUACAUAUAUGAUAAUAUAUUGAUAAAUAUGUCUAAUGUGCCAUUUUUUAUAUAGAGAACAUGUUUAUCCUGUGCAGAUAGCUAGAUGGAUUUAUAAAAUCUGAAUCUCCCCUCAUAGCUCUGAUGAAGCACAUUACAUAUUGUAUAAAAGGCCUGUGUCGUGGAUGGUGGUGCAAUUACUGAAUCUCACCACUAGGGGCCAUACCUGUGUAGUGGAUGGUGGUGCAAUAUCCAGAACUCACCACUAGGGCCCAGGCCUGCUGCUUGAAUCCUACCACUGGAGAAUGACAACAACACUGGAACUACUCAAGAGGAACUCACGUCUAUUGAGCAGACAAGUUUCAAGACUUAGUGGAAUAAGAACCAAGCCUGUGGGAGGAACAAGAAGUAUUCAUGUUCUUUACUGGAACUAAACUGGAGGUCCCAACACUGGAAGUUCAACGACUGUAUGAACUAAACCCUUUACUCUGCAUACAGUAAACCUGCCGCUGUAUCGUAUUAGAGCACUUCACACUAUGAAUGACUAAAGUCGUAGUGAGUCGACUGAUUCCUCUUUGUGUGAAGUGAACAUUUCCAUGAAUUUGUAACAUACCAAACCCUGCUCCCAAAACAUUAUGGUGGGAUGUCAAGAGAAGAUCCUGAGUUAUGCAUAAUGUCGCUUCUUCAACCUCUUCCUGUAACCUGCUUUCAACCUCUAGUUGAUGUUAUCUGAAUAACUAAAGUAAUUCCCAACCGCUGCCUUUUCAUAACGCCACCCGCUUUUACCCGAGUGUUAAAAUGGAGUGAGACCACAUUUAGUUAUCCAUUAUUCUAUUUUAUUUCCCAAAUGUCUCUAAGCUGGCAAAUAAGAUGACCAUGCCGUCAUUCUUUUGUGAUUUGAUCUUUGUGUUGUAUGCCCUGGGAUAACGCAAAGCCUCUUUGGUUAGUAUUCUUAGAACAGGGCGUAGUAUUUACCCCACUAACUGGGUUUAUUGGUUUGUUUACGUGUUUGUUUAUUUGUUUGUUUAUUUGGAUCCCCAUUCGUUUUUUCCCGAAGCAGCAGUUACUCGUUCUGCGGGCCACAAAAAAAAACACAAAACAUGACAAGUAACAAAAUACUGAUACACUGAUAAACAACAGUCACACACAUUUGAAAUACAACGACACACAAACAAUAAAACAACAAAAAUAAAUCAAACAACAAAACUAAACUGAAACAUGAAGAAAGACACAAAAUCAAAGGAGAGGGUUGUAUUUGUGUACAGGUUCAUAACAGGCUCAUCAUGACUGGGGCCCUUGGUUUCACCGCGGUACGUACACGAUUACAAACAUUGCACUAGAUACAUGCACGCAAUACAGUCCGACCACUUUGGAUUUUAUAUCUCAAUGUUUCUUAAUAGAUACCUUUACCUUUUGAAAUGACAUGGACAUCGUUGCUGUGAUGAUGCUGUAUGCAAUAUGUCUUUUGAAUAUAUGUCAGUCAUUCUGUCCCAUUAUCUUACCCAGGAAUCAUCAUUUGGUCAUGUUUACAUACAACGUAUGGCCAUUGAAAUGUCUCCAUGACGGUGAUGCUACUGUUGUUGCAACAGAGUAGGGUGAAGUUGCCCCUUGACACUGAUCUUGUGUCAGGUUUGCAUUUCCUCCACUAAUGGUUAAGGUUAGGAUUGGAGGAAAAGAAGCUGAUCCUAGAUCUGUACCUAGGGCAAACUUCACCCCGGAGCCUGAUGCAGCAGAAACAUGUAAGGCAGCUUUGGAUACAGUAGUUCCCAUCCCUGUUAAAGGGAUAGUUCACUCAAAAACAAAACCCAUCAGAGUCACAGUUUCUGCUCUGUACUGAAAGUGCUCUAUCUUGAAAACGUGACUGCUGACACACACAAUUCUGUGGGAUUGUGUUAACAGUGGACUAAUGAACAAAAUGCUAACGGAUAGUUUUUCAGUGAACUGUCCCUUUAAAGAGACAUAAAUAUGAUAGUACCAUGCAAUGCCACUUAGAUUACACUGGUAUUAAUGUUUAUUUGAUAUUAUUUGUAAUUUUUAUGCUAAAAACAAAGCAUUUUGGCUAUUGUUUAUAAUAACUUAUGCAACAGAGUAUUAACGCAUAAUUAUAAUAUCGAGAAAUUGUAUGAAUACCCUUUGCCCAAAAAAAAUCUAAAACAAAUGUUCAUAAAACGUCUUAAAAAUUAUCAUCAAAUUGAGGGAUUACCGAGGCUUGAAGUUUGUAUGUUAACCCGAUUUAGGGCUCUAUUCAAUCCGUGGCGCUGAAGAACCGCUUUAUAGUGCGGUUGACAAUUAAAUGCAAUGUUCCCGCAGUCGCAGAGACUCAUGGUAAACGCUGCAUAUGUCAGAUCAAUCGGAAAUUGCCUUAACAUCACGCGGAUCUUCCACGAUACUUCGGCGAUAUGGAAUGAAUCCAGCCCUCACUGGAACAGGGUCACUGGAACAGAGUCGCUGUCAUUGUUCCAUUGUUUUCCUUCUCCUUUCUACUGUGUUGCGUCUCAUGCAGUCAUCACAUUUUCUCCAAACCAGUGCUAGAACAGCACUGAGAGCCUGUACAAAAAAAAAACAUUUUGAAGGUAAAGCUUUUCUAUGUUUUUGUCAUGUCCUUCUCUAGCUCUGGUCCAGGGCGUUAGUGCACGUUCGGAGGCAGAGGCAACUCGUUGUUGUUGUCGUCGCGAUGGAUCAGAGCUAGUCCUUUUCUACCUGUAUAAAGAACCCGAGGUACCAUGAUGAUGCCUGUACAGAGUCCCAGUAGCAUCCUCAAUAUGAAUUGAACUCCUUAUUUUAGUGGUGAAUCAGGUGACUUGUCUGGGGCUACAACAACAAUGUGUGCUGUUGGGGAUACGGGAGGACUGGAGCUGGGAACCACUGACCUAUAUAGGGUGCCAUCUUGAAUGCACAACGUAGCCUCUAUUACUCAUGUUAAAUAAACCAGAUGAGUUGAACCUGUCA
This is a messenger RNA of Oncorhynchus masou masou (cherry salmon), 7342 nucleotides long. Its product is annotated as neurabin-1-like. Lineage: Eukaryota; Metazoa; Chordata; Actinopteri; Salmoniformes; Salmonidae. The record is from RefSeq and is a predicted model, not a curated record. Gene Ontology annotation, biological process: actin filament organization; calcium-mediated signaling; neuron projection development. The transcript is spliced from 18 exons. Gene Ontology annotation, molecular function: actin filament binding. Bases 468 to 4001 code for a protein of 1177 amino acids. Gene Ontology annotation, cellular component: dendrite; postsynaptic density; cytoplasm.